AUGAGAUAUUAUGUGCUACGGAAAAUCGAUUAUAUCGCUAUAUUUCGUCAAAAUGCUAAAAAAUAUUCACAAAAACCAUGUUUUCUAUUCGAAGAAAAAAUAUUUACAUUUCAACACGUUGAAGAUUUUACCAAUCGUUUAGCCAAUUAUAUAUCAGGAGAAGGUUAUAAACAUGGUGAUGUGAUUGCUCUUAUUCUAGAAAAUUGUAUUGAAUACCCGUGUGUGUGGAUUAGUCUAUCUAAAUUAGGGAUAAUCACAGCCUUAAUUAAUUCAAAUUUACGCUCGAAACCAUUACUACAUUCCAUUGCAACAGCAGGUGCUAAAGCAAUUAUUACAUCUAAACAAAUUCUUCAAGAAAUUGAAACAGAAAUCAAAGAACUUAAUUUUAGUAAAGUGUACCUUGUUGGUUCAAAUACAUCAUCAAGUGACAAUGAUCGAUUUGAUUCUCCUACAAUUGAAACAAUCUAUCUUGACAAACAACUUGCAACAUGUUCCCCUCAACAAACAAAACCAAUUCCCUAUAAUUUAAAACAUCCUGUAUUUUACAUCUAUACAAGUGGAACAACCGGCUUGCCAAAAGCUGCAGUCAUCAAACAUUCGAGGUUUUUGCUUGGAGCAGUUGGUUUUUUAGUUGCUACGGGUAUAAGUCAAAAGGACAUUAUUUACAAUACUUUGCCAUUAUAUCAUUCACAUGGUGGAUGGAUUGGUGUUACAUACAGUCUAGUAGGCGGAGCAACAACUGUAUUUCGAAAAAAAUUUUCGGCCAGUAAUUUUUGGAAAGAUUGUAUCAAGUAUAAAUGUACGUCUUUUUUAUAUGUUGGUGAACUAUGUCGAUUUCUAUUAGCUCAGCCACCAAGUGCCGAUGAUCAAAAACAUCAAAUACGUUGUGUAUCUGGCAAUGGUUUAAGAGCAAAUUUAUGGGUGCAAUUCGCAAAUAGAUUUAAUAUUAAACAAAUUCGAGAAUUUUAUGCAGCAACAGAAAGCAAUGCCUAUUUUUUUAAUCUUGAUUCAAAACCAGGAGCCUGUGGAUUUACUUCAAUGGUAAUGCCACAUGUAUUAGGCAUUGUAUUAUUAAAAUUCGAUCAAACAACGAUGGAACCAAUUCGAAAUGAAAAAACAGGAAUUUGUAUCGAAUGUGAUAUAGGUGAACGCGGAUUGUUAGCUGGAUUGAUAACUAAAAGUGUUUUACAUGCAUUUGACGGUUAUGUAAAUAAUCCAUCUGGCACAAAUCGAAAAUUGAUCCGGGAUGUUUUAAAGAAGGGAGAUCUUGCAUUUAAUACAGGCGAUGUUAUUAUUUCUGACAAAUUUGGUUAUUUUUAUUUUUGUGAUCGAACGGGUGAUACUUUCAGAUGGCGUGGUGAAAAUGUAUCAACUGUCGAAGUUGAAAAUGUAUUGAUGGAUAUUUUAAAAUUAUCAGAGGUAGUUGUUUUUGGUGUUAAUGUACCAGAAACGGAUGGCAAAGCAGGCAUGGUUGUGAUAAGAAACAACGAAAAACCCAUUGAUUUAAAAUAUUUAGAAAAAGAAUUGAAAAUACAUCUGGCAUCUUAUGCUCGACCAAUUUUUAUCCGUUUAACAGAUCAAAUCGAAAUGACAGGAACAUUUAAAGUAAAAAAGAUAACGUUUCAAGAUGAAUCAUAUGAUAUAACACGUAUUAACGAUGAAGUUUACUAUCUAAAUUCGUCUACUCAAACGUAUCAACGACUGACAAAUGAUAUAUACAUAAAAAUAAAUGAAGGAAAAAUUAAAUUUUAA
This is a messenger RNA of Didymodactylos carnosus, 1752 nucleotides long. The record is from the annotation of a GenBank genome assembly. Lineage: Eukaryota; Metazoa; Rotifera; Eurotatoria; Philodinida; Philodinidae.